This is a messenger RNA of Cryptomeria japonica (Japanese cedar), 1620 nucleotides long. Its product is annotated as geranylgeranyl transferase type-2 subunit beta 1. The record is from RefSeq and is a predicted model, not a curated record. Gene Ontology annotation, biological process: protein geranylgeranylation. Lineage: Eukaryota; Viridiplantae; Streptophyta; Pinopsida; Cupressales; Cupressaceae. The transcript has 10 exons. Gene Ontology annotation, cellular component: Rab-protein geranylgeranyltransferase complex. The coding region runs from base 469 to 1404 and encodes 311 amino acids. Gene Ontology annotation, molecular function: Rab geranylgeranyltransferase activity.
CUUUUUUACGACCACCCAUAACUAUUCACGGUAAAGAAGGCUUUGAUGGUAAGCAACCAGUCGAAGAGUAGAAUUGAGGGUUUUCGCUUGGCACAAUUCUUUUCAUUUCCUUAGGGAUUUCUCUUCCAUUUCUAUGGCGUGAAUAUUGGGAGACUUGUGCCUCAACCUGAAGAUAAUGCCCUUGUUUAUGCUGAGUGCGAUUUCUAAAUUUUGACGUGGAUGCUUGAUUCGAAUGGCGAUUCAGAUCUGUAUGGCAAUCUUUCCUGCGUGAAGGAUUAAUCUGCUUGGAAGGAAGGUUCGAUUAAUAACGCAGGAGACAAGAAGGAACCUGAUCGGAUUUUCUACGAGUAUGACAUGAGGGCAAUAUUGUUCUGAGAAGGGGUCGAGCUUGCUGAAGGAAUUUUGGACUGAAACUAAAUCUUCAUCAGAUUGAAAGUGAAAAGAUGGGUGAUUUGGAGAUAGACAAGCAUGCACGAUAUAUCAAUUCUCUUGAAAAGUAAUGUGUAUCAGAAAAAAGAUUUCAAUUCAAUGGUAAUGGAACACUUGAGAAUGAGUGGUGUAUAUUGGGGUCUAACGUCAUUAGAUCUCAUGGGGAAGAUUGAAGAUGUGGAUCAAGAAGCUGUUGUUUCUUGGGUGCUGCAGUGUCAGCAUGAUUGUGGUGGAUUUAGUGGAAAUAUUGGGCACGACCCUCAUAUUUUGUAUACCUUGAGUGCUGUUCAAAUAUUGGCCCUACUUGACAAGUUAGAUGUUAUUGAUGCAGACAAGACAGCAACUUAUAUCAUGGGAUUGCAACAGGAGGAUGGAUCCUUUGCAGGUGAUGAAUGGGGAGAAAUUGACACUCGGUUUUCUUACUGUGCAGUUUGUUGCAUGUCAAUUUUACAUCGACUAGAUAAGAUUGAUGUUGGAAAGGCCAACCAAUAUGUUGUGAGUUGUAAAAAUUUUGAUGGUGCAUUUGGGUGUACUCCUGGUGCAGAAUCGCAUGCAGGUCAAAUUUUCUGCUGUGUCGGUUUCCUUGCUAUAACAGGCUCCCUAAGUCAUGUGGAUAGGGAUCUUCUUGGAUGGUGGCUCUGUGAACGGGAAGUAAAAACUGGAGGUCUUAAUGGGCGACCUGAGAAACUUGCAGAUGUGUGCUAUUCUUGGUGGGUUUUAUCAAGCUUGAUCAUGAUUGAUCGAGUACAUUGGAUAGACAAGGACAAACUCAAGAACUUCAUCCUAGAUUGUCAGGAUAAGGAGAAUGGAGGUAUCUCAGAUAGGCCAGAUGAUGCUGUGGAUGUAUUCCAUACAUUCUUUGGCAUUGCAGGUCUUUCAUUGUUGGAAUAUCCUGGACUAAAGCCAAUAGAUCCAGCAUAUGCUCUGCCUGUUCAUGUUGUGGACAGAAUAUUCUUUGGCAGGCCACGUAAAUAAUGAAUAUUUUACAGAGAAGAUAUUCCUCGUUAUGGUGGUCAACAACCUUUUGGCUUUUCUCCAAAGUCUUUGUUUGUAAAGCUUAUCUACUUCCUCAUUAAAUAGAGGAUGGAACUCCUUCCCUAGUGGCAGGCUGUUGAAAAGUCUUACCUAUGCUAAAGAAUAUUUUGUUGAAAUAUUAUCAUUGAUGUGAAGGACACUCAGUUCUGUUUGUUA